AUGAAAAAGCUUAAAAGUAAAUUGGAAAGCACAAAUACAGAUAGUUUUGGUGUUUCUGGUAGUGAUUUCACAAGAACUUAAAAAUCUCAUCGUCAAUUCUUGAUUACCAGUACAAUGAAAAUGCAAACUGAAUCAACAGAAUAGUUGAAAUUAGAUUUACCUCCUGUUGUGAAUUUACCUUUUCAAAAUAAGAUACGAUCAUAGAAGAGAUCUAGAACUUUAUUAAGAACUAGCGAUUUAUUUAAUGUUUAUAAGGCACCUUAGACAUUAGUAACUAAUCCUGAAUCAUUGUUAAAAAAGAAAAGAUAAUAUCAAAUAUCAUAAAGUAUAAUUAAGUAUUAUUCUGAUGAAAUUAUGGCUUUGAAAGAUCAGUAGAGUUUAGAUGAAUAGGAAAUAGAAAAUGCAAUUUCCAAAUAUUUAAAUGAAGCAAUACAAAGUCUGGAAAUUUUAAUUAAAAAGUUACAGAACUUAUUAUAAUACAAAUAAAAUAGAGAGAAAAGUGAAUCAGAAAUGAAAGAAAUUAUGUAAGAAUGUUUUAAAUAAAAAAAUUUAUGUAUAUAAUAAAGGUUUUGUUAUAUAUUUGGUAAAAUGGAACAAUUGUUUUUUAAUCCAUUAUCAGGAGCUAUAUAUUUUAAAUUAUGCAAACGUUUGUCAGAUAAUGAAAUAUUUUAUAGAAAUAAGAUGAAAGCUUAUAGAGGAUUAGGUGAAUGUUUACUUAGAGUCCGACCAAAAUUAAGCCAGUUAUAUUUUACAAAAUAUUUAAUGUCAGCAUGGAAAUUAAAUGAAAAGAAUCAUGAACUCUAUGCUUAUGAUUUAUUAGGAAAAUAUUAUUUUUAUGUUGGUCAAAUCGAAAAAGCAAAAUUAUUUCAUGAAAAAAUGAUAGGAGGAUAUUGUGAAGUAUGUAAUAUCUUAUCAUCACUGUAGGUUCCUGAAUCAAGAGUUAGAAUAUUAGCUUAGAGUCGUUUAGAAUAAGGAAGUUUAUCAAAUAGAAUUAAUAGAGAACAUUAAGUUGUUGAUAUUGAUGUUGUAACAUCUGAUGAUGAAUGCUAUGAAAUUGUGUUGACUCAACCUUAAUAAAUUAAAGUAGCUACAGUUAGUUCUGUAAAAUAUUUUCAAAGAAAGAUUCCUGAUCUUAAAUCAGUUAAAGAAGAAGCUAAUACAAAUAUUAGAUAAAAGAAACCUAAAUAUAAUUCAUAAAUUUUAGAAAUAGGUGGAGAAUUUAAUAUGUCAAAAUUAAUAAUAUCUAAUCCUCAUCUCAAUAUAGGAGCUAUAAAGGAUAGAGUUUUAUUAAGUCAUAUGAGUCCAAAUAGAAAAUUAGAAAUGUAUUAAUAUCUUUACUUGGCCAGUGAUAAAAAUGCUUUUAAUAAUGUUAAUCUACUCUCUGGAUUGUAUGACAGAUUUGAAAUUAAUAAAAUCAAUAAGUAUCUAACUAAAUUGAUCUCUCUUUUGAGUACAGUAUAAUAAUGGUUGAUAAGUUAAUAAAAGUAAAAAUAAUUUACUCGUAGAUUCGCUUUAGUUUGA
This is a messenger RNA of Paramecium pentaurelia, 1521 nucleotides long. The record is from the annotation of a GenBank genome assembly. Lineage: Eukaryota; Ciliophora; Oligohymenophorea; Peniculida; Parameciidae.